AUGGCAAAACCAUUGUAUGAGGCCUUGAAGGGACUGGACAUGGAACCUCUAGAUUGGACAGGGAAUUUACAAAGAGCAUUUGACAAGAUUAAGACCAUCCUGACUGGCGCCCCAGCCCUAGGGAUUCCAGAUCUUAACAAGCUCUUUACUGUAUUUACCUCAGAAAAACAGGGAAUAGCCCUGGGAGCUCUCACCCAAAAAGUAGGGUCAUUUCCAUGUCCAGUGACAUAUCUCUCAAACCAAUGGGACUCAGUGGCCUCAGGAUGGCCAGGCUGUCUGAGAGCUGUAGCAGCCACAGCCCUGCUAGUUGAAGAGGCCACAAAAACUCACCAUGGGUCAACCCCUGGAAGUAUUAACCCUACACCAGUAUGUCAGACCUUAAAUCCAGCCACCCUUAUGCCAGUAGAAAGCCCAGAAGAAUUGUCUCAUUCUUGUACGGAGACCAUCAAUCAGGCUCUGGACUCUGCACAGAGCUUCAUAACCUCUUCGUGGACUUUUUGUCUUCAAGCUGAUGAUGGAAAAAUAGUUAUAUUCCAGUCUAAGCCAGAAGUCCAGUAUGCACCACAGUUGGAGCAGGAGCCUAAAAUUUUGAAAGAACCAUCGUUAAGCAAAAUGUCCUCAGAUCUUCAACUGAGAAGUUCACAAGCACAUAGGAACUAUCUUGAAGACGGAGAAAGUGAUGACUUUUUAAGAUGCCUCUCUCAUUCCGGGUGGAUUUUAACCAUGACUCUUGUCCUCUCCGUGAUGGUAUUGCUCUGGAUUUGUUGUGCAACUGUGGCUACAGCUGCGGAGCAGUAUGUCCCCUCUGAGGAGCUGAGUGUCUAUGGUGACCUGGAAUUUGUGAGUGAACCAAAGCUAAACAGAUAUCCAACUUCUUCUCUCGUGGUUGUUAGAUCUAAAGGUGAAGAUCACGAAGAAGCAGGGCCUCUACCUGCAAAAAUGAAUCUUGCUCAUUCAGAAAUUUAA
Messenger RNA from Balaenoptera ricei (Rice's whale), 966 nucleotides. RefSeq names its product transmembrane protein 59-like. Gene Ontology annotation, cellular component: lysosome; late endosome. Gene Ontology annotation, biological process: positive regulation of autophagy. The record is from RefSeq and is a predicted model, not a curated record. Lineage: Eukaryota; Metazoa; Chordata; Mammalia; Artiodactyla; Balaenopteridae.